UUUGUUUUUUUUUUCCAACAGAUGUGGGAGGAGGCCAUUGCCUUGGGUAAGGAACUUGCAGAACAGUAUGAAAAUGAAAUGUUUGAUUACGAGCAACUCAGUGAACUGCUGAGAAAACAAGCACAGUUCUAUGAAAACAUCGUGAAAGUGAUAAGACCAAAACCAGAUUAUUUUGCUGUUGGAUACUAUGGCCAGGGAUUUCCGACUUUCAUAAGGAACAAAGUCUUCAUUUACCGGGGAAAAGAGUACGAGCGGCGCGAGGACUUCGAAGCGAGGUUGUUAACUCAGUUUCCCAAUGCAGAGAAAAUGAAGACAACGUCUCCACCGGGUGACGAGAUCAAAAACUCCUCUGGCCAGUAUAUCCAGUGCUUUACUGUGAAGCCAAAGCUUGAUUUGCCACCCAAAUUCCACAAGCCGGUGUCAGAACAAAUCGUGAGCUUCUAUAGAGUGAAUGAAGUCCAGCGGUUUGAGUACUCACGGCCCGUUCGAAAGGGAGAGAAAAACCCAGACAAUGAAUUUGCGAAUAUGUGGAUUGAGAGAACCAUCUAUGUGACAGCAUACAAAUUACCAGGGAUUCUGAGGUGGUUUGAAGUCAAAUCAGUUUUCAUGGUUGAAAUUAGUCCACUGGAAAAUGCAAUAGAAACCAUGCAGCUAACAAACGAUAAGAUCAACAAUAUGAUUCAACAGCAUUUAAAUGAUCCAAAUCUACCCAUUAACCCUCUCUCUAUGCUACUGAACGGCAUUGUGGAUCCUGCAGUCAUGGGGGGUUUCACCAACUAUGAGAAGGCAUUUUUUACUGAAAGAUAUAUGCAUGAGCACCCGGAAGAUCAUGACAAGAUUGAAAAACUGAAGGACCUGAUAGCUUGGCAGGUAAGGAUUCCAAGUCCUGUUGGCCAUCCGAAGGCAAUUUAAUGUCACUGUUGAGAA
Meleagris gallopavo (turkey) is the source of this 927-nucleotide messenger RNA. Lineage: Eukaryota; Metazoa; Chordata; Aves; Galliformes; Phasianidae. The record is from RefSeq and is a predicted model, not a curated record.